ACGUAUUCUAUGACGUCAAAUAAACUUUGGAUUAUGACAGUUGGACUUUCAUUUCCCCCAUUUCCCUUACUUAUCAGUAGUCACUGCCACUGUUUACAUUUUACAUUUACGAUAAAAAGCAUUUACACAGCUUUUACAUUUCCGCCUUCCACAACCAAAAUUUUGUGGAACUGUCACGCUGUCUGCUCUUUUCGUGAAUAAAAAUUUCGUUUAGUGAGGAUUGUUUUUGUUAGAUUAGUUGUGGAUUAGUUACCUUCAGUGAAGUGUUGUGGUUGUGGUUCGAUUCUAUUAGAACAAAUACUCUAGUAAAACUUUGAAAUUGUCCACAAUAUUUUUCUGAAAAUGUGUUUCUCAAUAUACCUAGUGAGGACUCAAGCAAGCAAUUGUGAGUUUGAUAAGAAACAAUAAUGUCUCCUGUCAUCAUUUUCGAGUUUUUGUAUUUUGAGUUAAAAAAAGUGUAGUUGCCUGGCUUAUUAUUAAUAUAAUCCAAAUAUUUUUGAAAAUUUUUAAAUUCAAAUUAAUUCAUUCACAAUGCAACGUUGGUUUUUCUUAGAAGAUCCCAGUUAUGCUGAUAUUCGUUCAGGAAAAGUGGAGACACAAAUAUCUAGCACAUCCUUGAAAUCAACAGAAUACACUCCAAAAAAUUGGCUGUUUCGUGUUAGUGUACCUGAAUUAAAAAAUGAUGAAUCUGUUUGUGUAGUAGGAGAAUUGCCAGAGCUGGGCUCUUGGCACCCAGAGAAAUGUGUGCCUCUUGCAAAAGAGGAAGAUGAUGGCAGUAUCUGGUCAGGUAUUAUUGAAAUUCCAGAAAAGAAAAAAGUACAAUUCAGAUAUUGCAUCUGUGUGGUUAUAGAACAGAAUAUUCAAGUAAUUGUUAAAAGCUGGGAGGCAAACUUAGUACCAAGAGAAAUAGAUUCAGAAAAUGGUAGUUCACCCAAAAUGGAAGAUCCUCCUCAUGAUUAUGGAUAUUAUAAUGAUAGAGAAAGAGUAGAUAGGGGUUGGUUAAAUAAAGAAACAGUCAUCCAACUCAAACUUUGCAACAAUCCCCUUUCAUUGUUUAGACCAAAAUAUCAUAACAGAUUGGUAAACAUCAAAGUAACACCAGUGAGUUUAACACGACACAGUGGCUUUCCUAAAACAAUGGCUGAAGUUCUAGAUGAGUCCUUAAGUGCAGAUACGCAAGAUUCUGUUGAGGCCCCUAGGCAUGCUUUUACAGAAGUAGCUAGUCUUAAUUCUGAGGAUCCAACUUUCUGUCUUCAAAAACAAUUUGGACAUGAACUCCAUAAAGAUGAUAUGCUUAUUUUUCAAUCUACUGUUUUGUUCCCAUCAAACAUUGCCUUUUUAAUUGAUCUCUAUAUUUACAGUACUAGAAGUGGCGAUGGAGAGCCUCCUUAUCAUGCAGGUUUCAGUUACCUAUUACCUUCUGUGUUACAAGCUUCUGAAGGAAAUGUAGUAUUACCAGUGACAAGUACAAAGCAUCGUCCUUUAGGACAAAUUAAAAUAGAUUAUUUAAUGAUUGGUCCAAUGCCCAAUUUCAAGUGUGAUAUGAUGAUUUCCUUUGCCAGACAUUGGAAGAAGACGAGAUCAGGUUUAGAUGUAGGUCAUAGGGGUUCAGGGUCCAGCUUUAAGCAAAGAGUACAAAACUGUGCAGAGGUUAGAGAAAACACAAUUGCUAGUUUGAGGAAUGCUAUUGAUCAUGGAGCCGAUUUUGUAGAAUUUGAUGUACAGUUAAGUAAAGAUUUGGUGCCCAUUAUAUACCAUGAUUUUCAUGUGUGUAUAUCCAUGAAGAAGAAAAAAGAAUUAGCAGACAAUGAUAUGUUGGAAAUUCCACUUAAAGAGCUUACAUUGGAUCAGUUGAGGUUAUUAAAGGUUUAUCAUUUAACUGAAGGGAAAACUAAAAACCAACGAUUUUUUGAUGAAGAUCUAGACGACCACCAACCAUUCCCGACCCUUCAGCAAGCUCUAGAAACUCUCGACACCCAUACCGGUUUCAACAUAGAAAUAAAAUGGACCAUGAAGUUGUACGAUGGUACAUAUGAGCUUUACCAUCCUACGGAUCUCAAUUUGUACCUGGAUACCAUUUUGGAUGUUGUACUGCGAUAUGGUGGUGAUAGAAGAAUAAUUUUUUCCUGCUUUAAUCCUGAUAUUUGCCAGGUUAUUAGAAUGAAGCAAAAUAAGUACCCAGUCAUGUUCUUGACCGUUGGAGAAAGUACUGUUUAUUCCAAAUACAGCGAUCCGAGGUGUUGGUCUAUUGAGUCAGCUGCUCGGUAUGCCAGAAUGAUUGAAAUAUUGGGAAUUAAUGUGCACACUGAGGACCUUUUGCGAGAUUCUAAUUUGCUAAAACACGCUACGGAAAACCAGCUGAUAAUAUUUUGCUGGGGAGAUCAAAAUGCCGAUAUAUCCACCAUAAAACAUCUAAAAGAACUAGGCCUUCACGGUGUGAUCUAUGAUAAACUGCACGAAUACAGUCCCAAGGAAACGAAAGAGAGCAUCUUCAUGGUGGAAGCGAGAGAAACGCAAAAAGAAAUGAUGGCAUUGGCCGCCGCUACCUCAGAAACUCCGCAGAGCCCGCCUCCUCAAGCAAUAAUCAAAGAGCCGGUUUUGGACUUCGAAAUGAUGAGGGGCCAGUUGGGCGAUGUUAUGUCCACAGCGACAUCUUUAGAGUCAUUAGAAAGUCGGUUUUCACAAUUAGAAAAAGUACAAGCUUCUGGUUAGAUUUGUUCCAAGCAAUUAUUUUAAUUUGAAAUGAAUGACGUAACCCCUAGUAUUUUACAAAUUUUUUGGUUUUGCAAAAUUAUUGUUUUAUUUUUUAUUUUUUCAUUGUAUUUAAAUGGGUUUUUAACAUAUAAAAGACAAAAGUUGAUAUUUUCUGG
This is a messenger RNA of Psylliodes chrysocephalus, 2870 nucleotides long. The record is from the annotation of a GenBank genome assembly. NCBI's taxonomy places the organism in Eukaryota, Metazoa, Arthropoda, Insecta, Coleoptera, Chrysomelidae.